AUGGCACUACUGACCCAGAUGAGCACGGCGAUCUCACUCGCCUGGUAUACUCAAUUGCCGGCGGGAUCGAUCGAUAACUUUGACACUCUGGUAAGGCGAUUCACGGCGCAGUAUGCAACGAGUCGACCUCACCACGUCACAUCCGUCGCCUGGGCCAGUCUCAGACAGGCAGAAGACGAACCACUAAGGGCAUUCAUGGAGCGCUUUGCCAGCAUCUCGGUCAAGAUCCAAAACCUGAACCCCGAGGUCGCCCUACAUGCCAUGCUCAUGGUGCUCAAGCCAGGACCUUUCGUUGAUAGCUUGUGUCGGCGAUCUCCCUUAGACAUGGACAAACUCCGUGCCCGAGCUGCAGGAUACAUUCAUAUGGAAGAGCACUCUGCCUUUCGUGACCAAGUUCAUGGAAAAUCACAGGCGAAGCCGGACCACGGCCACAAGGAUAAGAUGAAGGUCACCAAUGAUAGCCAAUUCAAGAAGGUUGCUAGGGCAACCAAAGGCAGGAGGUAUGACUUCUAUACCCCCCUGAAUGCGCUCUGA
Messenger RNA from Cajanus cajan (pigeon pea), 534 nucleotides. Lineage: Eukaryota; Viridiplantae; Streptophyta; Magnoliopsida; Fabales; Fabaceae. The record is from RefSeq and is a predicted model, not a curated record.